AUGUUCCCCGAAAUUCAAAGUGAUAAUCAGAUGCUUUCCGCGCGGAUUCCGCUCGCCGUUCGCGUUUCCGCGUCCGCUUUCUCGACUGUCGCCGAUUUCAGUACGUUUUUCGCGGAAUUUUCCGGAAAAGCUACAAUGUUUCAUUGCAGAAGACCCGAUUAAGGAUCAAAUGGAGAGUUUGGUGGCUCGAAAGCCGUCAGAAGCGAAAAAAGGACGAGUUCAGUCGUGGAGAAAACCGUAAGCGCUUUUUUGUUGGCCCGAGAUGCAAGUGCGCUCCAUUGAGAAUAAUGGGAAAAUCCGCAGAUUUAGAUAUGAAUUCAGUGGUUUUUACACUAUUUUUGUGAAAUGUUGAGAAAAUAGAGCGAUAACGAAACAGGGCUCACAAGUUUCUCGAAAAAAUUCCGGUUUUCAGAAUCUACACGGCGCCGCACCAGCACAUUUUCGAGCAGACGCCCGAUUUUUCGUUCAAAGACGGUCGUACGGUGCACGUGACUUCGCAGAAGCAACUCGACUACAAACUCGAUCAGAUCCGACUCGCUGUAAGUGCGCUCCAUCAAGAAACUGUGCAUUUUUGCUGGAAAUGGCGUUUUGCCAUGCAUUUUUCCGAAAAUUGCACUUUCCAAUGCCUUGUACGGAGAAUCAAUGCAAAUUUUCAGAAAAAGAUGGUAUCGCUGCUGAAAGAGACUCAAAAAGUGGGCGAAGUGUACGAGAGAGUGGAGGAGCAGAGAGAACGCCGGCGACGAGAAGAAGCCGAAAGACGGCCGAUCGCCAAGGGAUCGAAGAGCAUUUCCGAAUGA
Messenger RNA from Caenorhabditis sp. 36 PRJEB53466, 797 nucleotides. The record is from the annotation of a GenBank genome assembly. NCBI's taxonomy places the organism in Eukaryota, Metazoa, Nematoda, Chromadorea, Rhabditida, Rhabditidae.